AUGAUCUACUAUGACACGACUCACUUGUGGGGAGUGCUGAUGCGUUGGCAUGGGUCGGCGUUGAACGGCCAGGCUCCAGUGCGCGCGCUCAUCAUGGCGAUGUUCGCACUUGUUGUCGCUGUCGUGAACCGCUACCACCCGUUUGUGGUUCCUACGCGCGAAUCGACGGCGUUCACGGACUCGCUGACGGUGUUCAACACGUUCCUGGGCCUCAUCGUGUCGUUCCGCAUGAAUUCGGCGUUUACGCAGUGGCGCGCGGGUGUGGUAGCAGUCGGCUCCCUGUCAGAGGCAGCGCGGGACAUUGUUGCCUCUGGGUGCGCGUUCGCUUCGACUAUCCCCCAAGACGUCCUCGAGAAGUGCACGUUCUUCACGGAGCUGCGCCGGUUGGUGUUUCUGUACAUUGCCAUCGUGUUUCACGACUGCCGCGGUGUGGACGGCAUUGACAAGCUCAAGGAGGCUGGUGUCCUGACAGACGCUGAGUACGAUGAGCUGUACGCCUGCGGGUCGGAGCACAAACUCAAGGUCGAAGAUCAGGAGUCCUACCGGGCAAUUGUCCGUCGGACGCCUCACAAACUCCGUGCUACCAUCACGGAGCUCUGGCUCAAGAGACUCGUGCAGGUCGCCACGAACCGCGGACACUUGACGCCGCCCAACUCAAACAAUCUGCAGAUCAAACUCGCGCGACUACCCAAUCUGUACACUACCGUCUUCAACAUCGCCAACGUCCCGAUCCCGUUCAACUACAUGCAGUACCUUCAGUUCCUGCUGACGGCGUACAUGCUGCUUUACACGUUCGUCAUUGUUCCGCGGUCGGGGUUGUACACGCCGCUGUGGGUGCUUAUGUGGGGAACUUUCCUCUUCAUGGCUGAUGAAGUUGCCAUGGAGAUUGAAUGCCCCUUUGGCCUCGACGCGAACGAUAUCGACCUUGAGGCGAGGCUGUUACAGAUUGAGGAGGAGCUCACGGUGCUGAUCCGCAGUCAGUAUUACUUCGUGUCGGGAGGAACAACUCUGACACGCCUUUCGGAGUUCGCUUUUCCUGCGUCACAGACUUCUUCGGGGAAGUCCACGAUCACUCCCCCGCUCAGUGAUUUCUCGUUCCACCAGGGUCGUAUCUCUCCGUCGCACGGAGCUCUGCUACAGCAGGGAUCGUUACCCGAGAUUAAUGAGUUUACAAAACUCAUCGAGGUUCCGAGUACAACCAGCAGCAGCCGGAGCAGUAGCAGCAGCAGAAAGGGAAGUGACUACGGGACUGCAGAUUCGGCAGCAUAACAACACCUUGAUCACACGCUGCAGUUCAGACUAGGGUGUUUUCUCAGACAAUGUCCAUG
Messenger RNA from Phytophthora sojae, 1328 nucleotides. RefSeq lists its product as hypothetical. The coding region runs from base 1 to 1269 and encodes 422 amino acids. The transcript is spliced from 2 exons. Gene Ontology annotation, molecular function: chloride channel activity. The record is from RefSeq and is a predicted model, not a curated record. Lineage: Eukaryota; Oomycota; Peronosporomycetes; Peronosporales; Peronosporaceae.